Molecule: messenger RNA, 1729 nt
Organism: Trichechus manatus latirostris (Florida manatee)
Lineage: Eukaryota; Metazoa; Chordata; Mammalia; Sirenia; Trichechidae
Gene: TTPA
Product: alpha tocopherol transfer protein
Exons: 4
Coding region: 264-989 (241 amino acids)
Biological process (GO): vitamin transport; vitamin E metabolic process
Cellular component (GO): late endosome; membrane
Molecular function (GO): phosphatidylinositol bisphosphate binding; lipid transfer activity; vitamin E binding
Source: RefSeq, a predicted model, not a curated record
CCAACCACUUGUGGAGCGGCCAGGAGACCCUUCCCGACUCGCGCGGCUGAGCAGGCUAGGGGUCCAGGGCGGUCCGGCCUGCGUGCCCGCCAGUGGCUCCGGGCGGGCCGGGCGGACGCCCGCCCCGUGGGACUUGCCGGCGGGAGGGCGGACUGGCGGGGUGCUGGGUGUGCGCUGGGCAGCGGCCACCGAAGGAGGAGUCGGCGAGGUGGCGCGGGGCGCGCUCUUUUAACCGGCGGACAGCAACGACCCGAGCGGCAGGCAUGGCAGAGGAGCGGCUGGGGCUCGCGGCCGGCCAGCGGCUUAACGCGCUGCCCGACCACUCGCCGCUGCUGCAGCCGGGCGUGGCGGAGCUGCGGCGCCGUGCUCAGGAGGCGGGCGUCCCGCUCGCGCCGCUCCCGCUCUCCGACUCCUUCCUGCUGCGGUUCCUGCGCGCCCGGGACUUCGACCUGGACCUGGCCUGGCGGUUGCUACAAAACUAUUAUAAGUGGAGAGAAGAAUGUCCAGAAAUAAGUGCAGACCUACACCCUGAAAGUAUCCUUGGCCUUCUGAAGGCAGGCUACCUUGGAGUCUUGAGAUCCAGGGAUCCCACUGGCAGCAAAGUUCUUAUUUACAGAAUCGCACAUUGGGACCCAAAAGUUUACACAGCUUAUGAUGCAUUUCGUGUAAGCCUAAUCGCAUCAGAACUUAUUGUACGGGAGGUAGAAACUCAACGGAAUGGAGUCAAGGCUGUCUUUGAUCUGGAAGGCUGGCAGUUUUCUCAUGCCGUUCAAAUUACUCCAUCUAUAGCCAAGAAAAUUGCUGCUGUGGUUACAAUUCACAUGCAUGGGACCAAUUACAAACAAAGCUUACUUCAGCAUUUUCCAGACAUUCUUCCUCUGGAAUAUGGUGGUGAAGAAUUCUCCAUGGAGGAUAUUUGUCAGGAGUGGACCAAUUUUGUAAUGAAGUCUGAAGAUUAUCUCCACAGCAUUUCUCAGACCAGUCAGUGAGAAGCUUUUAAAAUGUGAAUGGCUUCCUAAUUAAAAAUACAUGAGUGAGAUGCCACCUGGUUACAUGAAAGGAAGAAACAGAGAUAGAGAGAAAGGAAGGCGGGAGGGAGGAAGAAAGGAAGGAAGGAAGGAAGAAAGAACGAAAAGAAGAGAAUCUUUUAAACUAAUUAAUGGUUGAUUGAUAUUUAGAAGUGUAAAACCCUUUAGACAUGAGCAUCGUGGGUGUUUGGGGAGGUUUUUAUUUUUUCAAUGCAGUUUCUUUAGCUUUGAAGUAACUAAAUGUUAGUACACCUUAAAAGCAUAGAAGAGAUUCUUGAUUUUUGCACUUGAAGAGAUUAGGUAGAAAGUUAUUUCUAAAGUAUGUUUUUGUAUAUUUCUGGGAAGUUUCAUUUUAAACAAGUUCCCAGGUUACGUUAGUUUAAUAAUAAAUUUAUAACAUAGUCCACUGAAAAGAAACAUUAGCAAAAAUAGACUGAUAAUUAAAAAACUAUUAACACUCAUUUUGGAUGGCUAUCAGAUUAGACUAAAAUUCAGAUUAGUGAUUUCUGUGGGCCAGCAAGAUAGUUCAUCUCAGGGAAAUUCUAUUUUAGCACAUUUACACAAUAGAAACUGUUGAUUGAAGAAUCUGUAUACUAGCAAUAGAAUCUGCAUACUAUAGGUCUCUAUGAAAUUAAUCUUGUUGAUAUAACUGAUAAACAAAAAUAAUGUAGAAAAUAUUUCAGGCACAGUUGAUGGCUUAU